AGUACGGCUCAAGCCUGGAAGACGACGUGGUGGGGGACACCUCGGGGUACUACCAGAGGAUGUUGGUGGUUCUCCUUCAGGCGAACAGAGACCCUGAUGCUGGAAUCGACGAAGCUCAAGUUGAACAAGACGCUCAGGCGCUGUUUCAGGCCGGAGAGCUCAAGUGGGGCACCGACGAGGAGAAGUUCAUUACCAUCUUCGGAACACGGAGUGUGUCGCACUUGAGAAGGGUGUUUGACAAGUACAUGACCAUAUCGGGGUUCCAGAUUGAGGAGACCAUCGACCGGGAGACUUCUGGACACCUGGAGCAGCUGCUGCUUGCCGUUGUGAAGUCGAUUCGAAGCAUACCUGCCUACCUUGCAGAGACCCUCUACUACGCCAUGAAGGGAGCCGGGACAGAUGACCACACCCUCAUCAGAGUCGUGGUGUCCAGGAGUGAGAUCGAUCUGUCCAACAUUCGGAAGGAGUUCCGGAAGAAUUUUGCCACCUCACUGUAUUCCAUGAUCAAGGGCGACACUUCUGGGGACUAUAAGAAGGCCCUGCUGCUGCUCUGUGGAGGGGAAGACGACUGACCGCCCCUGGGGAGACGCCGCCCACCCGCCUCUGCCUGCUUGAGCCUGGCCAGCCGACCCCGUGCCCAGUGCCCGCCUUGACCCUGCGGUUGGAGUCCCUGGCCAGAGCACAGAAGGCACGUGGGGCUUCCGGCUGGUCCUCCCUCGUCUCUCUGCAGUGCCUGCGAGUCUCCGGGGUCCUUCCUUGAGCGUCUGAGUCGCUGGGAUCUUCCUCUAAGAGGCCACAUUGCUUUGAGCCAUUUUAUAGCUUCCUUUAUACUCAGUUGAUAACCAGAUUACCUUCAUCAGAACCUUGGCCUUGACCUUGUGAACCCUAGAAGCAUUGCUAAUCCAGUACAUGUACUAAGUCACACCUGCAGAGCCUGGUGGUUGUAUUCCAAAGAUAACGGCAAAUAAAGAUGUCCUUCCUGA
Molecule: messenger RNA, 983 nt
Organism: Marmota monax (woodchuck)
Lineage: Eukaryota; Metazoa; Chordata; Mammalia; Rodentia; Sciuridae
Product: annexin A5
Biological process (GO): negative regulation of coagulation
Cellular component (GO): cytoplasm
Molecular function (GO): calcium-dependent phospholipid binding; calcium ion binding
Source: RefSeq, a predicted model, not a curated record